AUGUCCUCUCUGUGGUACUGCUGCGGAUGCAAAUUCGGCCCUCACAACUCGGCCCUUUACGACUCCUGCAUUAACUGCGGAUCGUACCGCUGUGAUAUGUGCGUGGAAGAGAAAGUCUCGGACCACCUGAGCAACCACAACCACACCCACUGCCACGAGACUUCACCGUACCCGUCCGUGGCCCCAGCUCACACAGCCCACACACUGUCUCUCAACACGAGGCCGACUAUCCCGGUACCAGACCUGCCCGGUGUCCGCCCAUUAUACCGGCCGACCCCGACUGUGCUCGGGGCGCCUCUAGGUGCCCCGUCACAACAAUAUUCGCAGACAUACAUGUACAUCUGCUGCAACUGCCAGGAUGGACCAAAGGUUUACAACGUUCAGCCUGUCUGUGUCGUCUGUGACCAUGCUGCCUGCGGAGAUUGCACCAACGUCAAGUGA
Penicillium cinerascens is the source of this 441-nucleotide messenger RNA. RefSeq lists its product as uncharacterized. The transcript has a single exon. NCBI's taxonomy places the organism in Eukaryota, Fungi, Ascomycota, Eurotiomycetes, Eurotiales, Aspergillaceae. The record is from RefSeq and is a predicted model, not a curated record. Bases 1 to 441 code for a protein of 146 amino acids.